This is a messenger RNA of Aspergillus homomorphus CBS 101889, 4217 nucleotides long. RefSeq lists its product as uncharacterized. Lineage: Eukaryota; Fungi; Ascomycota; Eurotiomycetes; Eurotiales; Aspergillaceae. The transcript has 9 exons. The coding region runs from base 114 to 4217 and encodes 1367 amino acids. Gene Ontology annotation, biological process: SRP-dependent cotranslational protein targeting to membrane; regulation of DNA-templated transcription; DNA-templated transcription. Gene Ontology annotation, molecular function: zinc ion binding; 7S RNA binding; DNA binding. Gene Ontology annotation, cellular component: signal recognition particle. The record is from RefSeq and is a predicted model, not a curated record.
GGCCAGCCAGCCAGACAGACCAUCUCCACCCAACACAGCUCCCUCGAAGCUUUUUUUCCUCCCCUCUUUCCCUGUCCUCAUUUCCCCCGAAGAAUACACAUACAUCCCUUAUCAUGUCACGAGCAGCCCGAGUCGAGGAGGUGUACGACUCUGACCCCGAGGAAGUGGCGCCCUCCGAUGGCCCCUCCACGGGCUUCGCCAACGACUCCAUCAUUUCUCCUGCUGGUAUUUCCACGUCUUCGAUGCCCACAAGGCCUCCCCCGGAGCCUACGCGCGAGAUUCCUAAACACUAUCAAUGUUUGUACCCUGUAUACUUCGACAAGUCCCGGUCCCGCGCUGAGGGCCGCAAGGUCGGCGCUGAACUGGCUGUGGAGAACCCAUUGGCGCGAGACAUCGUCGACGCAGUGCAAAUGAUGGGCUUGACUGUGGGCUUCGAGCCGGAGAAGCUGCAUCCCAAAGAUUGGGCCAACCCGGGUCGCGUGCGCGUGAUGCUGAAGGACGAGAGUGGGCAAUUGGUCAACCCGCAAAUCAAGAACAAGCACCAUCUAUACAUCCUUGUGGCUCAGUACCUUAAAGCUCACCCAACCACCGAAGAAUCGCCCUACCGAUUGAGAAUCAGAGGGCUGCCGGUGCCUGAGAAACUACCCGCCGCUCCCCCCGCCCCUCGCGGUUGGAAAAUCGGAAAGAUCCUUCCGAUCCACUCCCCCGCUUAUAGCGGUGGUGGUGUCAGCGAUAACCCGCUCCAGGACGCAAUGGCGGAGAUGCAGAACAUGCAGGGCAUGCCCGGUAUGCCUGAGAUACCCGGAAUGGCGAAUCUGGCGAACAUGAUGGGCGGCUUGGGGACCAUGAACACCAGCCCACCUCCCAGCAAUACGUCCAACCCAGGGCAGGCCAGUCCCGGCUCCAAGUCUUCGCUGCGCCAUAUUAGCUACGAUAACACACCUGCAUCCGCCUCCUCGUCCUCCACCGCUGCGCCGCGAGCUGGAAAGCUCGGGGCCCGUCAGAUCACGCGCAAUCGCGCCAGCUAUAGCUGUCAUACCUGUCGGAGGCGAAAGGUGAAAUGCGACAAGGUCCAUCCGAUUUGCGGCAACUGCAUCAAGAAUGAAACCGAGUGUAUCUACAAUGUAUCAGCGUCAAAGGACGCGGAGGCGCGCAAUGAGCAAGAGAAGGACGGCCACGGCGUCAAGCGGAGGAGAGGCUCAUCGCAACAGCUAAAGGAGGAAGACAUUGAUGAUCUCCAAUCGGUUUACGGCCAUCUGAGUCAAUCAGGCUCGUCGGAGCAGAGGCUCGGGUCGCAGGGGAUUGAAGCGCGGCUGGACAAACUCACCUCGAUGAUUGAGCGGCUCAGCAAGACUAAUAGCCAGGCACUGGAUCCUUCGGAGAAGCUCUUGCUGUUGCAGAACGCGGGCUUGGAAUCGUCAAAUGGGGAACCCCGCUUGGCUAACGCGGCGGCGUCGAAGGCUUCGCACUCAGCGCGCUCGGAUAGUCCGCGCCGCGUUGCGGAUUCGAGUGGUGAUGAGUUUCCAAUUCCUGCAGGUCAUGCGACGGACUUGGUAGAUCCGGUAGGGAGCCUGAAUCUGGGCCAUCUGAGUUUGGAGGAUGGGGGCCGGUCGAGAUAUGUGGGAACAACGUACUGGGCUUAUAUCUCUCAUGAGAUCAAUGAGCUCAAUCAGUUACUUAGGGUCCAGAAUCGCUCGCACAACGAGCGGGCCUCCAACGACACUUCGGUCGAGGAUACUACAACAGAAACCACUGAAGCUACACCUAACCACCAUUGGAAGCCAGCGCCAGAUGACUUAGGUGAGCUUGCAGCGGACAAGGCCUCUGGCGGGGAAAAGUUCCAAAAGUCUGUACUCUUCCCAUCAGGCGAAUCGCCCUCUGUCAAGGACAAGGUGGUUGAGCCGGAGAUGCUUGAGAACAUGCCGACGAAGCGACAGAGCCACAUCUUGUACAAAGGUUUCAUGUCCGGAAUCCACGCUAUCACUCCAGUGAUUCAUCCACCAACCAUUCACAAGCUUUACUACUCAUUCUGGGACUGGUAUGACUCCAGCAGCUACUCCGGUGACCCUUGCCCGGAUCCAUCUUUCAUCCCGUUGCUUUAUGCCAUCUGGUAUGGCGGAUCCGUCACAAUAUCCUUACGGACCAUCAAGGCUGAAUUCGGCGCAUCCUCACGGUCAACGCUAUCCAAGGCAUACAACGAUGAGGUGACCAGAUGGUUGACUAAGAUCUCUUUCCCUCGAAGUCCGUCCUUGCAAGGCCUGGCCGCUUACCUUCUGGUUCAGACGAUACUUGCCAAAGAGGAAGAGCCCCUAACGAGUAGUUUGUUCGUUAGUCUCGCCAUGAGAGUCGCUCAAACAAUGGGUUUGCAUCGCGACCCCGCAAAUUUUGGUAUUGGCCCUUGUGAAGCAGAAUAUCGUCGUCGCAUAUGGUGGCAUAUCGUCCACAUGGAUGGCGUGGUUGCCAUGUCCAGUGGACUGCCUCCCUUAGUCAGUGACGAGAAUUACUGGGAUGUGCGCGACAGUAGCGAGGUGAAGGAUACCUUACUCGGCACUCCGGAGGCUGAAAAAUAUGAACGACUAGUCAUGACUGGUCUGAGACUUCCAGACACUCCAGACGAUCCGACCAUUUGUGGCGGUCCCUCGAUGGUCAACGUAUACUAUCUGGCGGCUCGAGGAAAGUAUACGAUGGCGCGUGCUGUUCGACGAAUAUUAAAAAUUCAGUUAGGCACCAAGCCGCUAACACGGCGGGAUAUGGAAGAGCUGAGGUCGACCCUGGUUGAGCUGCAGCAAAACUUGAAUUCCAUUAUCUCUCGUAUCCCAGAGGCGGAAGCGACUGAAGUCUCUUCGGUUCCCUCAAAUCGGUCUUGGUCAACCUCCUCACUUGCUGAAAACCGCAACAAUGAUGUUGAACUUCCCGGAGAAGGCCCGAACGGCUGUCCGGAGCAAUAUCAUUCUCCAGUCCUUGUGUCUUUCCAUAAAUGGGCCAGAAUCGUGCUCUCACUCUUCAUCGACAAGGCAUUCUGUGUUGCCUAUCAGCCCUUCCUUAAGAACGCAAAGAGCCGGAUAUGGCCGGCUGCAAGACAAAGUGCUCUCCGCCAUUGUCACGGCUUCAUGGAGAAAUUCGUCUCUCUCGCAACGGACCCUGACUUCCAGCCAUUCCAAUGGAGCUGGCCCGGCAAUCACCAGCCAAUGCAUGCCACUAUGAUCAUGCUCAUUGACCUCUACGAACGACCUUAUAGUCUCGAGGCCCCUAAAUCGCGGGCCUACAUUGAUCGAAUCUUCUCUAUGACCGGUCCCGAUGGAGGCGUUGUCGGGGGUGAAGACGGCAUUUCGACGCAACGACCCUUGAAAGAUGGAGGUCGCGAGGCAUGGGAUAUGAUCCGCAGGCUGCGCCAGCAGGCCUGGCAGCGAGCAGGACUUGAUCCCCAUCGGCUGUGGUCCGAACAGGCCCAAAUCCAGGCGGGUGUGACGCCCAAUGUUGAUGAUCAUACCUCUGCCCCUGACUCGACUUCAGCUGAAGCUGCCUCCCGACGACAGCCUUCCAAGCUAUUCCAUAAUAUGGCCGAAUCUCCCCUUCGACCCAGCUCCCUCCGCUACCAACUUCCUUCCCCAUUUAACCAUUAUGAUCAAAGAUCACCAUCCCAACCAGACACCCAUCAAACGUUACCCACCAGCCCUCACCCACACCCCCGCCCUUCCUUAUCUUCCACCUCCCCCAUUGACCAGCAACACCCAAGGGAGCAUUCUUCCCCAUCGCCAAACGCCCACCCGAGCCCCUCAACCCCCUCCCCUGCCAACAUAAACCGCCUCCUCCCACCAGACCUCAACCCGACAACAACCUUCACCUUCAACCAAUCAUCGAAGCCCCCAGCACCCACGGGCGUACCUCCUCCCGCCGGACCUCCAGCUCUACCAGCCUUCCUAGUCGAUACUGCCGCCGGCUCGCCCACCACGCAGACCAUGACAGGUGUCCCCACCCCGCCGUCGAUGGUGGAUCCCAAUCUAAACUUCGACUGGGACCAGUGGGACGCCGUCUUCGGACAGCAUCUGCCUGUCGCCGACGAGCUGAUGGAGCUCGACCCGGUCACGGGCCUGGAUUUCGGGGAUCUGGGCACCGACGGCGGUAAUCGCAGUGACAGUGGCAGGGGCGGUUUAGCUGAAUUUACUUCUGGUGCAGCGUCGGAGACGCAUCAUCGGUCUGAGUGGGCGGGGUAUUGA